UUUAUAGAGUCACAACUUCUAAACUAAAAUUCACAUCGACAUUUUGUGAAGAGCUUAGAAUAUCUAAACGUUGAAAUGGCCAAAGAUCAAGGAGAAGUUCAAUUGUUAGGUGUAGGAGGAAGCCCAUUUGUUCGAAGGGUGCAAAUUGCUCUAAAACUAAAGGGUAUUGAAUACACUUACAUUGAAGAAAAUUUAAGGAACAAAAGUGAUCUUCUUCUUAAGUAUAAUCCUAUUCACAAGAAGGUGCCUGUUUUUGUCCAUAAUGGAAAACCCUUAGCUGAGUCCCUUGUGAUCCUUGAAUACAUUGAUGAAACAUGGGAGAACUAUCCUAUUUUCCCUCAACAACCCUAUGAGAAAGCCUUGGCUCGAUUUUGGUCUAGAUUCAUUGAUGACAAGAUCCUGCCAGCAAUAUCAAAGGCUGCAUGGACAGUGAACAAAGAAGAACGUGAGAAAGGCAUUGAAGAAUCAUUGCAAGCCCUACAAUUUCUUGAGAAUGAACUCAAGCACAAAUUCUUUGGUGGAGAAAACAUUAGCAUUGUGGACAUUGCUGCUUCCUACUUAGCUUUCUGGCUUCCUGCGAUUGAAGAAGCUGUAGGGUUAAAGGUUCUUAGCAGUGACAAAUUUCCUAAGCUCUAUAAGUGGAGUCAAGAAUUCAACAAUCAUCCUAUUGUGAAAGAGAAUCUCCCUCCAAAAGAUGGACUCCUCGGCUUUUUCAAAUCUCGAUAUGCAGCGAUUAGUGCUGCUUCGAAAUAGACUGAUUUCAGGAGUGAUGCCGCAUGCUCGAGAGCCGUUGGAUUAAGAGAGAUAAAUAGGUUGGUCUUUAGACUAAUCCCAGAAAUAAAGAAAAUUUCACUCAUUUUAGUUUAUUUGAGCUGUAUUUUGAGUUUUAUUGUCACUUAUGAGUACAAAUUUGAUAUUUAUAAUUAGUUCAAGUCUCCUAUAUGAUAUGGAGUGCUAUCUUAUCUUAUUAUCUUAAAUGAUUGAAAGGUUCAAAUGAUGAGAAUAAUUUUGGUUAA
Medicago truncatula (barrel medic) is the source of this 1016-nucleotide messenger RNA. RefSeq names its product probable glutathione S-transferase. Gene Ontology annotation, cellular component: cytoplasm. The transcript has 2 exons. Gene Ontology annotation, molecular function: glutathione transferase activity. Gene Ontology annotation, biological process: glutathione metabolic process. Lineage: Eukaryota; Viridiplantae; Streptophyta; Magnoliopsida; Fabales; Fabaceae. Bases 76 to 753 code for a protein of 225 amino acids. The record is from RefSeq and is a predicted model, not a curated record.